CUGAGGACAGACUCUCUGAAUGCUCCUAUGGCUCUCUGCUGAUCUGUUUCUUCUAUUAGACGCUGUUUCUCUUGCAGGCUCCCACUUCUCUGGAUGGAGAACCUAACGACUGGCGCUCCUCUUAAACAGCCGAUCGUUUUUAAAUUAGUGGGUUUUGAUGUUCCACCAGGACAGGGCCCGUUCCUCUUCUUCUUGGCCCUGUUCGCCUACAUAGUGGUGCUGCUGGGGAACGGUGUGGUGAUCUGUGUGAUCAUGAAAGACAGGAACCUGCACAGACCCAUGUUUGUGAUGAUCUGCCACCUGGUUGUCUGUGAUCUGCUGGGGGCCACGGCGGUCCUUCCUCGCCUAAUGAUGCACUUCCUGAUGGGGCAGCAGAAGAUCUCCUACCUCCCAGCCAUCGCUCAGGGAUUCUGUGUGCACACAUACGGUGUUGCUAUGCAGACCAUUCUGGGGGUGAUGGCCUAUGACAGGUUUGUGGCGGUGUGUGAACCUCUCCGGUACCACUCCAUCAUGACUUCAACCCGGCUGCACUGCUGCUGCGCUCUGGCCUGGAUCGUUGCCCUGCUGCUCAUCGCCGUGCUCUUCUCCUUCCACAUGAACGUCCCGCUGUGCGGCCGGGUCCUCCAACAUGUCUACUGCAGCAAUCGGAUCAUAAUGAAUCAGGCCUGCAUUCCCACCCCAAUUAGUAACAUCUACGGUUUGUCCAUGACUUGGUCUGUGAGCACAGGGAUGUUCAUCAUCAUCGCCUUCUCCUACGUCCGAAUCCUCAGGACAUCCUUUAAGCAAGGAAGAACCGACAGCAGCAUCAGAACCAAGGCCUUCCAGACCUGCACUUCACACCUUGUCGUUUACGUCUUUUAUGAAAUAGCUACACUGAUCAUAAUCGUUAGCUACAGAUUUCCAUCUGCUUCUCAAAACAUGAAGAAGUUUCUCAGCAUCCUGUUCAUCAUCGUCCCGCCAGCAAUCAACCCCAUCAUCUACGGGCUGGUCAGUAAGGAGCUACGGGCCGGCAUAAUUAGACAGUUUGCCCCCAGAACCUCCCAUAAAAACUGACCCUAUAAUGCAGAAAAGAUGAUGUUGAUGAUGUAAUGCUGUAUAAAUCUGCUAUUUUUCUACUAAUGAUCCAUAAAAACUUUCGACCCAGCUCACUCCAGUUG
Molecule: messenger RNA, 1157 nt
Organism: Cyprinodon variegatus (sheepshead minnow)
Lineage: Eukaryota; Metazoa; Chordata; Actinopteri; Cyprinodontiformes; Cyprinodontidae
Product: olfactory receptor 52E4-like
Exons: 4
Coding region: 94-1053 (319 amino acids)
Biological process (GO): G protein-coupled receptor signaling pathway
Cellular component (GO): membrane
Molecular function (GO): G protein-coupled receptor activity; olfactory receptor activity
Source: RefSeq, a predicted model, not a curated record